GUUAAAAAUAUAGACAAAAUGGGUCCUAAUAAGGGUAUCACAAGUUUAGUCUUUGCCAUACUGAUAUACACCACCUUCAUAGUUAAAGACUAUACCCAAAAAUAUUUUGAACAAAUUUACAAAUUUGCAAAAAG
Molecule: messenger RNA, 134 nt
Organism: Racocetra persica
Lineage: Eukaryota; Fungi; Glomeromycota; Glomeromycetes; Diversisporales; Gigasporaceae
Source: the annotation of a GenBank genome assembly